AUGAAUGUGCCCGACAAGGACCACACUGAGGCAUGUCCCAACUACCUCCUCAACCUGAGCGACAAGGAUGUUGGAAUUCUGUCAACCCCGGACUCUCAAUACGAGAUUCAGACUUGGGAUCAGGUCUGCCAGUUCGUCGAUCAGAUGACACUGGCCCAUUUCCAACGACUUCCAUCCGAUCUACGGCGAUACAGGGCUUACAUGCAUCAGUUAAUAGAGAGGUAUGGAAGUGUCACCAACUUCAUGCUACGGGAACGAUUGCGUUGGAAGGAACCGGUCAAACCCAAAGGUGACCCUUUCGAGUAUCAAGAGGAUUAUAAAAUCCUGCACAACGACUGGCCAUACGGCAUUGACAAUCGUAUCGUCCAUCUUGUCGUCUGGACAAAGUUUGUAUUCCAGGAUGACCCCGCGACUGGCAGGCUCAACUCGGAGGGCCAGGAGCAGAUUGGGAAAUUUGUAUAUGAAACUUUCUCUCGACAUCUAAAAGAGGGACACGUGAGAUGGUUCAGGAACUGGACAAGUUUGAAAUCGGUUCACUCGGUUGAGCACAUCCACAUUAUGCUAUUCGACCCUGAUCCGGACUUCGUUCGACAAGUAACGAGCGGGGACUUGCCAUUGACUCCUAGGUCGGAUGCUUGA
Molecule: messenger RNA, 639 nt
Organism: Clonostachys solani
Lineage: Eukaryota; Fungi; Ascomycota; Sordariomycetes; Hypocreales; Bionectriaceae
Source: the annotation of a GenBank genome assembly